AUGAAUCUGGGUCUGAAUCGGAAUCUGAAUCUGAAUGUGAAUGUUUUGAAGAAGAAGAAGGAAAUUUUAAGAAAGGAAAAGAUGGUGGUAUCAAAGGUGGAUAUGCAAGAGGUUAUGGUAAAGAUGGAAAUGCGAGCAAUCGCAAAAGCAAAGGUGGGAAGUUUUGAUGUAGUAUCACAAGGAAGUAAUAAACAACAAGACAAAAUGAUGAUUGCAAAAUUAAAUAAAGAUUAUGUUGCAAAAGAAAAUGAAAUUUUUGGAAUGGAUGAUGAAAUUAAAAUGUUGGAAAAACGUGCAGGGAAAUUGUGGAAUUGGAAAAGUGAAUCUAAAGAGAAAGGAUAUUCUGGUUUUAAAGAAGAGGAUUAUAUUGAGAAUGAUAAGGUUUCUAAAAAACAAGCGAUAAAGGACAAGUUGAUUGGUAAAUUUAAAAAUCAGGGGGAUAACGAGUUUGGUUUGUCUGCUGAUGAUGACCCCGAUGAUGAAAGGGAUAUGGUGGAUGAAUUGUUGCUAAGGGUGUUUAAUCUGUUAAAGGGUUCAGGGUUCAUUAACGAUAUUAUUAGGAUGUCUUUGACUGAUCCACGAGUUCGACUGGGAAUGAUUGAUAUGACUAUUAGAUUAUUGAAUGCCGAAGUGAUUCCAUGGGAUGAUAUUUUUAUUGCUUUGAAACGACAUGGAUUGGCUAUUGAUGUGAUCAAGUUUACUUUUACUGAUGCUCAAACAAGAGUUGGGUUGGCUGCAUUUGUUGUUGAAUUAUUGCCUGCUUUAGUCAAUUCUGGAGCUCUUAAUCUAAGACAGAUUCUUGAAACAGUUCCAAGACUUCAAGAGGAACUGAUUAAAAUGUACAAUGGAAAACAUAACUCCAGUGAUCCUGUUGAUAGUGGAAAUACAAAUCAUGGGUUUGAAGAUAGCGUUGGUAGUAUAAUUGAUAGUGAAAAUCAAGCCGAAGGUGGUAUUAACAAUCCUGUUAUCCCAGAAAAGAAUUCAACGUCAACUCUUGUGGACGUUCCAGCAAAAUCUCCUAGUUCAGAUGCUGCACCAAAAGUGAUAAUUCCAAGUGAAAAGAAUAGUUCUGGUAAUUAUAAUGGUGGGAAUGAAUCUAAAUCACUGUUGAAUGAUAAUAAAGAAAAGACAAUAAGUCAACCUGAAGCUUUGGAUGAGAACAAGAAUGACCAGUUGAUUGGUAAACAAAAGAAUUGGGAUGAUAAGACUUUGGAAGAGAAAGUUGAGGAAUAUAAAAAACUAAAGGAGAAGUAUGACGAAGCAAGAAGAAAAUUAGUGACCAAUGAGAAUCUGGAUUUGAUACGAGAUCAUACUUAUUUUAAUAAUCCUGAAAAAUUGAAGAACGUCAAACCAUUAUUUCCCAAGACUGGAGUGAAGUAUUCUAACAAUACUAGUAAUAGCACCAUUGGUGAUCAUGUUGCUCCUUAUCCAAAAGUAAGAAUAUUCUAUGAUGGUACUUUUAUACCUAAUUAUCCCGUAGAUUUUAAACCUCCAAUUGCCGGUGGUCCUCCAACCAAUUUUGAUCCUAAUUCCAAUCCAAUUAAACCCAAUGCCACUGAACCUACUGUUGGUGUUGCAACAUGA
This is a messenger RNA of Candida dubliniensis CD36, 1584 nucleotides long. RefSeq lists its product as uncharacterized. The record is from RefSeq and is a predicted model, not a curated record. Bases 1 to 1584 code for a protein of 527 amino acids. Lineage: Eukaryota; Fungi; Ascomycota; Pichiomycetes; Serinales; Debaryomycetaceae. The transcript has a single exon.